Clupea harengus (Atlantic herring) is the source of this 3748-nucleotide messenger RNA. RefSeq names its product Fas associated factor 1 (gene faf1). Gene Ontology annotation, molecular function: NF-kappaB binding; ubiquitin binding. Gene Ontology annotation, biological process: ERAD pathway. Gene Ontology annotation, cellular component: endoplasmic reticulum; nucleus. NCBI's taxonomy places the organism in Eukaryota, Metazoa, Chordata, Actinopteri, Clupeiformes, Clupeidae. The record is from RefSeq and is a predicted model, not a curated record.
CCGUAAAGCAACCGGAUUGCCUAGAACAUAGAUACAAGAAAAAAAGUGACGAUUACACUGAACAGAGAUCUAUCAGAAUCAGAACACGGCCCGAAAGUGCGGAUUUUGCAUCUCAGCAGCCGCACCUUGACAGUUAUUGGGCUCUGCUGUUUUGUCAUUUAAUGACAAUACAAUUUUACAUGAAUCCCUAGUCACUUGGCGUGCGUGCGUGCGUGUUUGUGUGUGAGACAGAUAACAGAUUGCUAGUUAGCAUUAGCUAGCUAUUGAGUCAAAACGAUAGCUAGACCAGUGGCAAAGCUAGCUAGCGUUUGGUAGUCAUUGCAAUGAUGGCCUCCGAUAGCGGUAGCAACAUGGAUAGAGAGAUGAUUCUGGCUGACUUUCAGGCUUGCACUGGUAUUGACAACAUUGCGGAAGCAAUUACUCUUUUAGAGCUGAACAACUGGGAUUUGGUGGCUGCCAUCAACGGGGUUAUACCACAGGAAAAUGGGAUCUUACAAAGUAACUACUCCAGUGAGGGCUCCCAGACGGGCCCCUUCGGCCCUCACAGUCAAGCAGCCUCUGCAGAGACGGCGGCAGCGGCAGCCUCUGCGGCGGCCGGGGCAGGAGCAGCUCCGGCAGCCCCCGCCUCUUCCUCGUCCUCCUCUUCCUCGCCGGCCUCGGCCUUCUGCCCAGUGCUGCCCGCACGGCAAAUUGUGGAGCGGCAGCCACGCAUGCUCCACUUCCGGGUGGACUACCGGCAACGCACCGUAGAGGUGGUGCUGGAAGACGCCAGCGCAGUGGGUGAAAUCAAACAGAUCCUUGAGACAGAGCUCCACGUGCCCAUGGCCAAAAUGCAGCUGAAGGGCUGGAAGAGUGGAGACGUGUCCGACAGCACUGUGCUGCGGAGUUUACAUUUGCCCAAGAACAACAGCCUGUACGUCCUGACCCCAGACAUCGCCCCCUCUGCCAGCACCAGUCAGAACAGCACGCUUCAAGAGUCAUUAAAUCAGAACUUCCUGCUCGUGAUCAGCCACCGUGAGGCCCAGAGGGACUACAGCCUGAACUUCCCCGCCAGCAAAACCAUCCAGGAGGUGAAGAGAAACAUCUCAGACCUGACAAAUAUCCCCGUGCGGCACCAACAAUGGGACGGCUGGCCAGCCUCGGCAUCAGACGACUCGAUGACUCUCGCCAGCUCGGGGAUCAGCUACCCCUGCCACCACCUGACUGUGUGCCGCCGGUCGUCCCCCGCCCCCUCCGCCGCCGCCCCCACCGAGCAGGCAGAAGAAUUGCCCGGCCCAAGCCCCGCCCAAGCCCCGUGCACAGAUAUCCACAUGGUGAGCGACAGCGAGGGAGACGACUUUGAAGACGCCCCAGAGUUUGGAGUGGACGAGGCAGAGAUCUUCGGAAUGGGAAGCUCAGCGUCAAGUCGGAAGACGCCUAUGAUGCCUGACAACAGUGAGAAUGAGGGGGACGCCUUACUGCACUUUACUGCCGAGUUUUCCACAAGAUAUGGAGAUUGCCAUCCAGUCUUCUUCAUCGGCACUUUGGAAGCAGCUUCUCAAGAGGCCUUCUACGGCAAAGCCAGAGACAGGAAACUGCUGGCCAUCUAUCUCCACCAUGACGAGAGUGUCCUCAGUAAUGUCUUCUGCUCCCAGAUGAUGUGUGCAGAGUCCAUAGUCUCGUACCUGAGCCAGAAUUUCAUCACGUGGGCCUGGGAUGUCACUAAAGAGGCCAACAAAGCCAGACUACUCACUAUGUGCACACGGCACUUUGGCAGUGUGGUAGCUCAGACCAUUCGGACAUACAAAACUGACCAGUUCCCCCUGUUACUCAUCGUCAUGGGCAAGCGGACGUCCAACGAAGUAUUACACGUCAUUCAAGGCAACACAACAGUGGAUGAGCUGAUGAUGAGACUAAUGGGAGCGAUGGAGAUCUUCACCUCCCAGCAGCAAGAGGACAUUAAAGAUGAGGAUGAGCGGGAGGCCAGAGAACUGGUGAAGAGGGAACAGGACGAGGCCUACCGCCUCUCUCUAGAAGCCGACCGCAAGAAGAGGGAAGCCCAAGAGAGAGAGGAGGCUGAAACUGUGCGUCUGCAGCAGAUCCGCAAGGAGCAGGAGGACGAGCGGGAGGCCAUCCGCCUGUCAUUGGAGCAGGCCUUACCGCCCGAGCCCUGCGAAGAGGGUGGAGAGCCCGUCAGCAAGCUGCGCAUCCGCACGCCCAGCGGCGAGUUCCUGGUGCGGAGGUUUCUGGGUAGCUGCAAGCUGCAGGUGCUCUUCGACUUCGUGGCCUCCAAAGGCUACCCCUCGGACGAGUUCAAGGUCCUCACAACCUUCCCCCGCAGAAAUAUCACGCAGUUGGACCCAGUCUCAACCCUGCUGGAAGCCAAGCUCUUCCCUCAGGAGACGCUCUUCCUGGAGGCCCGGGAGUAGCACUGCCCUCCCUGACGGGGACUGGAGAGGAGGACAACCCAAGCAUGGUCCCGCUGUGUCCAGAGACCACCCUCAGACUCUCUCACACCCACCAACACUCACACACAAACACACACACAAACACACACACACACAUACAUACACAUACAUAGACGUACACAUACACACCCUUUUAAACAUGGACGGACACAGAUACACAUUCACACGCACACACACACACAGUCACACACACACAGUCAUACACAUAUUCAUACCCCUGUGGGUUGUACAUGAAUGCCUAGUGUACAUGUCUGCACAGAGAAGCAAGCACACAGUUUAAAAAAAAAAAAAAAAAAAACACCACACAGACACAAACACACUCUCUUUCUCUCUCCGUACACGAUUUUGCCGUGUUUUCUUUUUCUUCUUUUGUCAGCCCACAUUUUUGAAAUGUAAAAAAAUAAUAAAUAAUAAUAAAAAAGAAAAACAUACAAACAAUAACUGAAACCACAGUGCUCAGUUGAUAGAUCAGCACCCUAUACAAGUACUUCCCACUGAAGGCUGCUUCACGGACUUCAUUUUUCCUAAACAAGAUCGGCUCUUGGAACCGGCAUGUUUUAUUCGGAGAGCGCUGGACACUCUCUCCGUUUCAUCAGACCCUUCGUCCCCCACAAUUCAUCAUCGUCAUCAUCACCAUCACCCAUCCCCCCCACCGCCCCUUUUGUUUUCCACCCUGUUCCUUUUUAAGUUUGAUGCUGUACUAGUUUUAGUUUGAUAUACAUUAUAUAAAAAUAUAUAUGAACAUUCACCCAUCUGGAUCUACACUAUAUUAUCCAUCAUGACGCUAAGGGUUUGUUCUGCAAGGGAGUUAUAUGCUUAAUCAACCUGACAUCGUAAUUAGCUUGUUUUUUUAUUACGGCUGAGGUUAUGUGCCCCUCUGACUCCUUAGGUUCUCUGAAUACCCGUUGAAGUUCCUGUCAAACCUGCAGAAUCACUGCCUCAAAUGAUGUGCUUUUAUCGUAGUAAUUGAAGGUUCAAGAAUGCCAGACCUCAAUGCACAUGGAAUCCCCUGGCAUGUUGUUUUUCUUCUGGUUUUUAUCAUUCUAAAAGAGCAACACAACACAAUUUUAAUUUUUUUUUAAUGUAUGGUGGGAAUCAGGACAGUGGGGGUAAAUUACAUCACUUAAAUUUCAUCCAAUUUUGGAGAAUUUACACAACAUUGUCACGGCAAUGAAGAGAAAGCUCCCAAGUCCAGUGCUGCUGCUCUCCAGUGCCAUCUUCCUCUGCGGUCCUACUGGGCGUUGAGUGCAGUCCUGCCCCCGAUGCCAGUGGAGGAUGGUGUCCUGUUUGUGGCCACAGAA